Drosophila arizonae is the source of this 668-nucleotide messenger RNA. RefSeq lists its product as uncharacterized. The record is from RefSeq and is a predicted model, not a curated record. NCBI's taxonomy places the organism in Eukaryota, Metazoa, Arthropoda, Insecta, Diptera, Drosophilidae.
UCAUCGAUCAUAGAAUAAACAACGUUUUGAUUGUCGACCAUGCGAAGCGUUACUAUUUGUCUCUUGCUGCUCACCGCGGCCAGCUGCCUGAUCGGCUCGAGUGGCAAGCAAGCAGCAACAGCAGGGGCCGAGCUGGUUAAUUUCGAGGCUGUUGAUUUGGCAAAUUUGAUCGAUGAGCUGGAUGACGAUUAUGUGGACGUUGAGGAGUCCAGCUUUAUCAGCUCGGUGCACGAUGCCCUCAAGGUGGUGCUGAAAACACUGCGCGGUGUCAACUGCACCAUCAAGGAGGUUGCCGAGAUACUGAAUGCCACCGCCAAGUAUGUGGACACUAUCGAUGCCUGCGGGGUGACCCUGACCAAGGAUGUGGCUGCUAUUGUCAGGAACUGCAAGACCAUCAUCGCCAUCUGCAAUGACAUCAUCAAUAUGCAAAGCAAGCUAUGUGCCAUCCCGGUUGAGCCCAAGCCCAAUGCGCCGUCCCCCAAGAAGUGCUCCUGGCAGCUGCUCAAGGCAGUCGUAAGGCUGGCCAGGACAAUCAGAGCCACCCGCAGGCAGAUCGCCAGACUGCCCUCCGACACUAGCUCCUGCUUUGUCAAUGCCACCAGCGAGGUGAAGGCCAGCUACGACAGCUUUGUGCCCAAUAUCAAUGCCUGCUUUGAUUAAUUGUGGAA